Molecule: messenger RNA, 990 nt
Organism: Bufo bufo (common toad)
Lineage: Eukaryota; Metazoa; Chordata; Amphibia; Anura; Bufonidae
Product: olfactory receptor 5V1-like
Exons: 1
Coding region: 1-990 (329 amino acids)
Biological process (GO): G protein-coupled receptor signaling pathway
Cellular component (GO): membrane
Molecular function (GO): olfactory receptor activity; G protein-coupled receptor activity
Source: RefSeq, a predicted model, not a curated record
AUGCUUCAAGUCAAACAAAUAAAGUGGUUUCUAAUCACCAUGAAUCAAACAUUUAUAGCAGAGUUCUCCAUUCUGGCAUUAGCAGACCAUCCUGAUAUAAAAAUAAUUCUCUUCUGUAUUAUCUUUAUGAUAUAUUUACUAGCAUUGGCAGGUAAUGUAACAAUUCUAUUGAUUUCCCAUUUGGACACACACCUACAUAUGCCAAUGUACUUCUUCUUGCAAAAUUUAUCUUUUUUGGACAUUUGCUAUACUUCAACUACCAUGCCAAAAAUGAUGCAGUUGCUCUUAGCAGAGAAAAGGUCAAUCUCAUUUUCAAACUGUGUGGCCCAAAUGUAUACAUUUAUUACCCUGGUAGGCACUGAAUGUGUUCUACUUGCUGUAAUGUCCUAUGACCGUUUUCUUGCUGUUUGCAGCCCUCUUAGAUACACUUCUAUUAUGAAUCAUAAGAUUUGCAUUAUGCUUGCAGGUUUAGCUUGGCUUUCUGGACUUGUAAAUUCAAUUGUUCAUACUUUCUUCACUUUUCGCCUUAACUUCUGUGGUUCCAACACAAUCAAUUACUUUUAUUGUGACAUACCUCCAAUGCUUUCUAUUUCAUGUGAUGAUACAUCAAUCAAUGAGACACUAUUGUUGUCUAUUGGAGUCUUCAUUGGCUGGACACCAUUCCUUUGCAUUAUUGUCUCUUAUAUUUAUAUUAUUGCGACAAUUAUAAAAAUGAAGUCCAAUGAAGGAAGGCAAAAGGCCUUUUCCACCUGCAGCUCCCACCUUCUAGUAGUUAUUUUAUAUUUUGGUAGUGUCCUCUUUAGCUACGUGAGGCCAAUUUCCUCAUACUCUAUGGCCAAAGAUCGACUUAUUUCUGUUCUCUAUAGUGUUGUAUGUCCAAUGCUGAACCCUGUUAUUUAUACAUUGAAGAACCAGGAUGUUAAAAAAGCUUUAUAUAGGCAAUUUAUUCAUAAAAAAGAAUGUGUAUUAGUAAAGGAAACUUUUGGUUGA